Molecule: messenger RNA, 4614 nt
Organism: Gracilinanus agilis (Agile Gracile Mouse Opossum)
Lineage: Eukaryota; Metazoa; Chordata; Mammalia; Didelphimorphia; Didelphidae
Gene: ERC2
Product: ELKS/RAB6-interacting/CAST family member 2
Exons: 23
Coding region: 1-4614 (1537 amino acids)
Biological process (GO): regulation of synaptic plasticity; neuromuscular synaptic transmission; maintenance of presynaptic active zone structure
Cellular component (GO): cytoskeleton of presynaptic active zone
Molecular function (GO): structural constituent of presynaptic active zone
Source: RefSeq, a predicted model, not a curated record
AUGUACGGGAGCGCGAGAACAAUCAGUAACUUGGAAGGUAGCCCUUCCCGGUCACCUCGCUUGCCGAGGUCUCCUCGUUUGGGUCACCGGAGAACCAGUAGUGGAGGCGGGGGAGGAACGGGUAAGACAUUGUCCAUGGAAAACAUCCAGUCCCUUAAUGCAGCCUAUGCAACAUCUGGACCCAUGUACUUGAGUGACCAUGAGGGAGUUGCGUCUACGACUUUCCCCAAGGGCACGAUGACUCUUGGCAGGGCUACAAACCGAGCUGUGUAUGGGGGUCGAGUCACAGCUAUGGGGAGCAGCCCCAAUAUUGCAUCCGCUGGUCUCUCUCACACCGAUGUCCUUUCCUACACUGACCAGCAUGGGGGUCUAACCACUUCGGCUCAUCAUCACCACCACCAAGUCCCUUCCAUGUUGAGACAGGUGAGGGAUAGCACCAUGCUGGAUUUGCAGGCUCAGCUCAAGGAGCUGCAGAGGGAAAAUGACCUCCUUCGCAAAGAGCUAGACAUCAAGGACAGCAAAUUGGGGUCCUCCAUGAAUAGCAUCAAGACAUUUUGGAGCCCUGAACUCAAGAAAGAAAGAGUCCUGCGCAAAGAAGAGGCAGCCCGCAUGUCUGUUCUCAAGGAGCAGAUGAGAGUCUCACAUGAAGAAAAUCAGUUUUUGGAUGCCAGGAGAACAAAGCACUUGCAGUUGACCAUCCAGGCUCUUCAAGAUGAGCUCCGAACCCAGCGAGACCUCAAUCAUCUCCUCCAACAGGAGAGCGGCAACCGAGGGGCCGAGCACUUCACCAUCGAGCUGACGGAGGAGAAUUUCCGUAGGCUCCAAGCUGAGCACGAUCGCCAGGCCAAAGAGCUCUUCCUCCUGAGGAAGACCUUAGAAGAGAUGGAGCUGAGGAUCGAAACCCAGAAACAGACCCUCAACGCCCGGGACGAAUCCAUCAAGAAGCUCCUAGAAAUGUUACAGAGCAAAGGUUUGCCUUCGAAAGGCAUGGAAGAUGACAACGAGAGGACUCGGAGAAUGGCUGAGGCGGAAUCUCAGGUGAACCAUUUAGAAGUGAUCUUAGACCAGAAGGAGAAGGAAAACAUCCAUCUGAGAGAGGAGCUGCACCGGAGGACCCAACUUCAGCCAGAACCGGCAAAGACGAAGGCUCUUCAGACUGUCAUAGAAAUGAAGAGAACACCUUGUUUUAAUUUUGAUCGAGAUUUGAUAUGGCAGGACACCAAAAUUGCUUCACUGGAGCGAAACAUACGGGAUCUGGAAGAUGAAAUCCAGAUGUUGAAAGCCAAUGGUGUUCUGAACACAGAGGAGCGUGAAGAAGAGAUCAAGCAAGUGGAGGUUUACAAGAGCCAUUCCAAGUUCAUGAAAAAUAAGGUCGAUCAGUUGAAACAGGAAUUCUCCAAGAAGGAGUCGGAACUUCUCGCCUUACAGACCAAGCUUGAAACCCUCAGCAACCAGAAUUCAGAUUGCAAGCAGCAUAUUGAGGUGCUCAAAGAAUCGUUGACUGCCAAAGAACAGCGGGCGGCCAUCCUGCAGACAGAGGUAAGAGCCAUCAUGCUGCAGAGACUGGGCAGAAUGGACUGCUUCUGGCCUGGCAUGGUUGGGGCCAGAACAUGCAGUAGCCUGGACGCUCCACAGGGUGGCGCGGUGCGGUCGGGAGAAGCCCCGAGGCAGGGCUGGCCUAGAAGUGGGCUACCGAAGGCCAGCUCGGCCCAGCUCCUGGGCUCGGCCCUGCAUCUGGCCGCCCUCCCUCGCCUCCGGGCCCUGCUCAGCCCUCCUCCCUGCAUCCGCGUGAAGAGAACGUUUCCAUCUUCAUUUGGGUCCAUCCGUGCCCCAGGGGCAGUUUUAGAGGAGGGGACGGUGGACGCCGCUCUCUGGGACCUCCAGGACUGCGGCGGGUCCUUCCGCGGGCAGCGUCGGCGCGGAGCUCCCUCAUUCAGGACCAACCCACAGAAUAAAGCGAUUCUCGAAAGGGAGAGGCCGAAUAGGCCUGCGAAUAGGCCUGCGCGAGUUGCUGCAGGCCCCGAGGCUCUGAGGGACUUGGCUAAAGUCAAACCGGCUGGACGGGUCUGCCUCUCCACUCGAACUCGGGUCUUCCUGAAUCCGCAGGCUGCUCUCUCUUCACUUCCUCCAGCAUGUCCACUGUCUGCCCCGUUCCGCGCCGGUCGGUGUCGUGGGCAGGACGGUGCCUGGAUGCGGAGGGGGCCGGGGACACUCCGCGAUGGACGAUGUGGCCGCUGUGCAGCUUCUGGGGAUUCACGGAGAAUGCGACGGGCCAGGGAAGGCCGGCGGAGGCCUUGGCUGAAGCUCGGCGCCCGGGACGUUCCGGGAAGUGAGGAAUUAGUCAGUCAGUCAGUGAGCAUUUCUUCAGCAUCCCCUGCGUGCCGGGCGCUGCUGCCCGAGAGCCGGAGUCCGGCCAGUGCCAGGGACUAUGGAAGCAGGGGGUCCCCGGGCUCCCGCCGUUGGCCCUUGGCUGGCUCUGCUAGAGCCCAGAGGCUGCUCCUUUGUCCUGGCCUCGGGGUCCGAGGCGGAGCCGGCUUGGCCCGGGAGGGAGGCCAGGAGGGCUCAAGAAGGGGUGAGGCAGGGCCCUUCUUCAGCCUCCUCGUGCUCGCCUGCGCCUCUGCGGCUCCUCCUCGGCCUUGGCUUCUGCUCAGCCUCCGCUUUCUGAGAGGAUCCCUGGAACCCCUGGGGGAUGGGGAGGGGGUGGCAGCCCCCUCUUCUCUUCAUAGAGCGGCGGAGCUGGACGGGACGUUCGGGGGGCUUGUCCGAUCCCCACAUUUCACAAACCGGUCAUUAUGGGAAGGGUCACCGCACAGAGGGGCCGGGCCGGGCCGCAUCCGUCUUGUCCAGAACCUCUGGAGGGGCCCCUGGCAGGCUCUUGUCUCCCUGCGGAGAGAGACGGCGCCCGGGAGCGGGACGAGCGGAGGCGCUCGUGGAGGGCGCGGCAGGACGCCCUCUCUGGGCCUUCCACGUAUGGCGGCCCUGCGGCCCUCCGGACCGCCGAGGGAGCGAGAGGACGGACGGCCCACGGCUCCCAGUGGACGUAGACCGGCUCUGAGCACGCCUUUGGGGGCGGGUCCUGAAGGGGCUGAAUCAGAAUGUGGGUCCGUCCCAAAGGGCCCCCCACCCCUGUCCUCCCGAGGGGUGCCCAUGAGCCCUUCUCCGUGGGGGCUCCGAGCUGAGCUUAUAGAAAACUUGCAAGAACAAGUCAGAGACAAGGACAAACAGCUGAGCAACCUGAAGGACCGGGUGAAAUCACUGCAGACGGAUUCGAGUAACACCGACACAGCUCUGGCGACUCUAGAAGAGGCUUUGUCCGAAAAGGAGAGAAUCAUUGAACGCUUGAAAGAACAGCGGGAACGUGAUGAUCGAGAACGGCUAGAAGAAAUCGAAUCCUUCCGAAAAGAGAACAAGGACCUCAAGGACAAAGUCAAUGCUUUGCAAGCUGAGCUCACCGAGAAAGAGUCUAAUUUAAUUGACCUCAAGGAACAUGCCUCUUCCUUGGCAUCUGCAGGCCUGAAGCGGGAUUCCAAAUUAAAAUCCCUGGAAAUAGCCAUCGAACAAAAGAAAGAAGAAUGUAGUAAGUUGGAAGCACAAUUGAAAAAGCAAGCUGAGCAGUUGUUCAAUCAGAUGUACAACCCCGCUCAUAAUGUUGAAGAAGACUCCAGGAUGAACCCUGAAUUUGCAGAUCGAAUGAAGCAGCUGGACAAAGAAGCCUCUUACUACCGCGAUGAGUGUGGCAAAGCCCAGGCAGAGGUGGACAGGCUCCUGGAGAUCCUCAAGGAAGUGGAGAAUGAGAAGAAUGACAAAGACAAGAAAAUCGCUGAACUUGAAAGCUUGAAUUCCAGACAUAUGAAGGAUCAAAAUAAGAAAGUGGCAAACCUUAAGCACAACCAACAGCUGGAAAAAAAGAAGAAUGCCCAGUUAUUGGAAGAAGUUCGAAGGAGAGAGGAUAACAUGACAGAUAACUCCCAGCAUUUACAGUUAGAAGAGCUGAUGAAUGCGCUCGACAAGACCAGACAAGAGCUGGAUGCCACCAAAGCGCGCCUUGCCUCGACUCAGCAGUCCCUGGGUGAAAAAGAAGCCCACUUGGCCAACCUGCGGAUGGAGAGGAGAAAGCAGCUCGAGGAGAUCCUGGAGAUGAAACAAGAAGCCCUUCUGGCUGCCAUCAGUGAAAAGGAUGCCAACAUCGCCUUGCUUGAGCUGUCUGCCUCUAAGAAGAAGAAAACGCAAGAGGAAGUCAUGACUCUGAAACGUGAAAAAGACCGCUUGGUCCACCAGUUGAAGCAGCAGGUUUAUAGAUAUAAGAAACAUCCCCAGAGCAUGAACAUACCAUCCACCUGUGAUGUUGGCUUCAUCACAGAUAUUGCUGCCACCUACCUCGGCUCCAGCCAUGAUGCACACAUGAUCCCAAAGUCUCAGACCCAGAACAGAAUGAAGUUGAUGGCUGACAAUUAUGAUGAAGACCAUCACCAUUACCAUCACCAUCACCACCAUCACCAUCACCGGUCUCCUGGGAGGUCCCAGCAUUCCAACCACAGACCCUCUCCAGACCAGGUCAGUUACAUCAUCCCUUACCUUGAGCACCCCUUUUACCCUUUAGAUAUUUUAAGAUAA